CAGACAACUCAAUGGCUACUGAGGGUGACAACAAAGUCCGUCUGUCUCACGACCUCUCAGAAGGUGAGAAAAAAGCCACUCAGCAGAGAAGAGAAAAAGUCCUGUCGUGCCUGAAAACCCUUCAGAUUCCUUGUGACCAGAAUAAAGUGCCCAAUAUUGUUGUUCUGGGAUCAGGCGGAGGCCUGCGUGCCAUGAUAGCCAUGCUAGGAACCUUGGUGGAGCUGAAGAAACAGAAUCUCUUGGAUGCUGUCACGUAUCUGUGUGGGGUGUCGGGAUCCACUUGGUGCAUGUCCCUCCUGUAUGGAGAUGAGAAAUGGUCAGAAAAUUUGUUGUCCUUGAAAGACAAGCUGUGUGAACAACUCAGUAAUUCAUCCUGGCAUAUUACGAAAGCAGGAGAAUCCCUACAGGAGUCAUCAAAAGAUGAACUUUAUUCACUCACCGACUUCUGGGCCUCCUUUCUUGUGUACCAAAUACUGCAGCAGUUUGAUGAGAAAGAGCUGGCUGACCACAAGGAGGCCUCAGAGACUGGAAUAAACCCUUACCCGAUUUAUGCAGCAGUGGAUAAGGAUAAACUGAGUGAAGAAGGCGGGCUCUUUCCAGGGACUUGGUUUGAAUUCACUCCACAUGAGGCUGGAUAUACUGCCUUGGGUGCUUUUGUGAGUACCAAACACUUUGGAAGUGAAUUUGAGGAGGGUGAGCUGAAGAAAAAGGGGAAGAAGAAAUCCAUUUGUUACAUGCAAGGCUUAUGGGGGAGUGCUAUUGGAAGCAUGGAAGAAAAUCUGAAGUUUAUACGAGAGAGUCUCGGCUUGUUCUCACAAGGAACAUUGCACCCAUUGAAAGGCCUCACCUCAUAUGGACCAGAGAGUAUUUCAGAUACCUUCAUGGCUUAUCAGUCCACUCUUCUUCUACUAGACCUUCAGCUGUGUGCUGUAAGUGGGAGUGAUCCUAAGGAAGUCUUCGACAAAUUGUUGAAUAUAUUGUCAGAGAAGGGAAAAAGUGCAUCCUACCAACUGUGCCUUGAAAUGUCUAAUACUUGGGCAACGAAAACGAAGGAGGCGAGAAUGAAGAGCUGUGCUGAACUGGGCAAAGAGAUAGAAAAGGCAUUUGGAGGGUGUCUUGGGAAAGAAGGUAUUAUAGAAGGAGUGUUAUCAUCAUCCCAUGAAAACCUCCUAGGCUCAGUGUGGAAUGUCACUAGGAUGCUGCUUAAAACAAUUCAAUGUGCAUUGACCUGGCAAUGGGGAACGACUAAUAACUUCCUUUACAGCUGCCCUAAAGUUGAGCCCUCUUACCUGGUCAAAACCAAACUCAUCUCUUUGACUGACGCUGGCCUGGCAAUAAAUUCUGCCUAUCCUCUGGUCCUUCGAGCACAGAGGCGAAUAGAUCUGAUCAUUUCCUUUGAUUUCAGCUCUGGAGAUCCUUUUGAGACUAUCAAGAAAACAGCUACAUACUGCCAGAAAAACCAUAUCCCGUUUCCCAAGAUAGAGGAUCAGGAAAAGAACGUGGACAACCCUUCUGAUUGCUAUAUCUUCCGAGGAGACGAGUCAUGCCCUACAGUCAUGCACUUUCCACUCUUCAACAACGUGAAUUGUUCUGAUAAAAUAGAAGAAUACAGAAAAAGGUUUCCCACCUUUCGCGUGUCCUUCCCCAGGGAAGACAUCAAAGACCUCCUUCAGAAAGCGGGGUUGAAUGUAUCCAACAACAGUGGGAAGAUUUUGCAAGAGAUAAAACGGCUUGUGCCUUCCUCUCACGCAUACAAGUUCUGAAUGUGAAGCGGUUUUUCCUUCAGUACAAGACAAUGAAUUUACGAAUAGCUAUAAAUGGUAUACUUUACCCCACUGCACGUUUCGUCUUGGCCAUUUGGUGUAUUAGUCUUCAUAGCGUGCUCUGGGCAACCAUAAUGGAGAUUUCUCCGCCACCAUCUCAGCCACCUCUCCUCUAUAGCCAAAAGAACCACAAAGGUGCUCUCAGGCAGUGAACAUUUGGCACGUUUUAAACGUAUUUGUGAGACUAAGAUGGCCUGUGUUUCUGAAGGGCUGAAGAGGCUGUCUUUAAAAUUGGCUGAGAUGGAGGCAUUGGUGUUUGCAAAGAGGUCUUAAACCAACAAAGAGGAAGAAUAAGGCAAGAAGGAGAAAGAGAGAGAGAGGAGGCUUUCCAUAGGAGAAUACCUAAGCAGGCAGCAUGACAGGUAAUAAAGAAUUAGACAGAUAAAUACUAAGUAAACGUAUUAAAAGGGAAAAAAGAACCACUAUAAUUUUUGCUUUUGACAAUAGAAGAGUCACAAUAGAGAAGCCAUGAAAGAGAUAAAGACAAGUCCAAUGGUCAGAGACUGACAAAUAAUGCCGGUAAAACUGGAGCGUGUCUGCACAAGGAGAGGAUGUCUGUCUAUAUGAACCAAAUGCGAGCUAAUGCUAGACUCUGGCUUGCUCAUGAUACUGGCUUUUCGACCUUCUUUCUUUUUCUGUAUUUGUCACUUGUUCAUUUGUCUGCAUUUUCCGUGUAUCGUAUUUAAACCUAACUCUAUAUUAAAUAUAUGAGCUAUAGCUUGUUCCUAAUAGCAGCCAUAUUUGGCUUUGUCCCAACGUGUACUGCACAAUCCCAGUCAAAGAAUUUAUCUGUAAUAACUUGGCAUUGAACAAGAAUAUCUGUGAUAUUGAAAAAAAAAAACCCAAACCAACAGCCUCCUCUGAGCUAUACUGGAAAUCUUUAGCUUGCAAGUGUUUUCUUACGUUCAGACUGAAUUGAAAACCAGGAAAUUCAGUGUAAAGACAGGAGAACACUUUCUGGUUUUACUGUGACAGUGGUCAGACACUAGAACAGGUCACCCAGAGAAGCUAUGGAGUCUGCAUCUGUGGAGAUAUUCAAAUCCCACUUGGACAAGGUCCUGGGCAACUUGUUUGAGAUGACCCUGUGUACUGCUUUUGUCUAGACAAGAGUUAAUUUUCUUCAUAGUAGCUUGCAUGGUGCUGUUGUGGAUUUGUGGCCAAAACAGCGUUGAUAACACAACGAUGGCUCAAUUAUCACAGAACACUGCUUGUACGGUGUCAAGAAUUCCUUAUUUUGCUUUGCUUGCAUGAUCAGGUUUUGUUUUACCUAUUAAACUGUCUCUAUCUCAGCCCACGAGUAUUUUCAAAUUUUACCCUUCCAAUUCUUUCCCUCAUUCCACUGGGGGGGGAGGGAGGAGGGGAGCGCUGAGUGAACGCUGCGUGGUGCUUAGCUGCCUGCUGGGGUUAACCCACAGAAAUACUUUCUGCUGCCCAGCAUUGAGCUCAGAGGCUUCAAGAUAGCGAUGUAUUUCAUUGGAGCGUGGUUGACAAAAUUGAUAGCUGUUACAGCUAUUCAGCUAUUGAUUGGCAGGCUCCUGUGCUUGCCACGGGGCUAGCGUGCCUUAAUGUAUCUUAGAGGCUCAUGCUCAUUAGUGGAUUCUUUUGCUAUUUGCUGUAGUGCUUAUCAUCUUACUCUGCUGUGCCUGGGAACAUUUUGCUAACAGCAAUGGCCAUGCGCCUGGGGUGGCAGAUAGCCAGGGCAUCGCUGCUGGUCCUGUGCUGCUGGACAGGCUGGAACUCCAGCGUGAACUCGAGUCAAAAGGACUGUGACCUGUAGCUAGGUCCACAUUGGAGCAAGUACACCUCAAACAUUCUGUGGCUGUGGAUAAGUCCACAGGGGGGAGGGGGUGUGACGGUUAAUGAGGGUGUAUUGGAUAGUGUGGGUCCCGAGCACGACAUAAAUGGUAUGGAAUAAGGGGUGGAGACUGUAGUUGGUCUGGCUGGGAUGGAGUUAAUUUUUUUCAUGGUAGCUCAUAUGGUGCUGCCUUUUGGAUUUGUGACCAAGUCAGUGUUGGUAACACAGGGAUGUUUUAACUGUUGCUGAGCCGUGCUUACACAGAGUCAAGGCCUUUUCUUUUUCUCACACCGCCCCAACAGAGAGUAGGCUGGGGGUGCACAAGAAGCUGGGACAUAACACAGCCGGGACAGCUGACCUCAGCUGACUAAAAGGAUAUUCCAUACUUCAUGACAUUGUGCUCCGCAAUAAAAGCUAGGGGGAAGAAAGAGGAAGAGGAGGAUGUUUGGAGUUGCGGUUUUUGUCUUCCCAAGUAACCGUUAUGCGUGAUGAAGCCCUGCUUUCCUGGAAAGGUCUAAACAUCUUCUUACCAAUGGGAAGUGGUGAAAGAAUUCCUUAUUUUGCUUUGCUUGUGUAUGUAGCUUUUGAUUUACCUA
Molecule: messenger RNA, 4214 nt
Organism: Grus americana (Whooping crane)
Lineage: Eukaryota; Metazoa; Chordata; Aves; Gruiformes; Gruidae
Product: cytosolic phospholipase A2 gamma-like
Exons: 15
Coding region: 12-1763 (583 amino acids)
Biological process (GO): glycerophospholipid catabolic process
Cellular component (GO): cytosol; nucleoplasm; nuclear envelope
Molecular function (GO): calcium-dependent phospholipid binding; calcium ion binding
Source: RefSeq, a predicted model, not a curated record